AUGUCAAUCAAGAGACUGUUGGUCAUCAACCCGAAUGCAUCGCCCGCAAUAACUGAACUUGUGAAGUCAGGCACUGACAGUCACUUGGGCCCGAACAUUAUUCCAACCUACUGGACUUGCCCUGAGGGCCCGGCAGUCCUGACGAGCCAAGCUGAUAUCGAUAAAAGUACCAAACUAUGUCUCCGAGAAUUGAAGCCGAUGAUUGAAGAUUAUGAUGCUUUCUUACUGGCCUGCUAUGCCGAUCAUCCAUUCAGCGCUGCUUUGAAAGUCGAGGUGGGUUCCAAACCUGUUGUAGGGGUUUUUGAAGCAAGUGUCAACGCGGCAUUGGAGAUUCUGCAGCCUCCCAAGCGGUUUGUGAUCAUGACAACGGGAAAGGCAUAUGAAAAGCAAUUGAGUGACGGCGUGAAACGGCUCCUGGGAGAAUCAAAAGUCCAGUCAUAUUUCGCCGGAGCUGUCUCAACAGGCAUUUCACCACCCGAUACCAUGCCUGAAAUCUCAGAAACAGCAAGACAGAAGGUACGAGAAGGAGUGAAAAGGUUGAUGAGCAACGAUGAGAUUGAGGCAAUCUGCAUGGGAGGAGUGAUUCUAUAUGGGAUGGAAGAUUUUGUCAUGCAAUCGUGUCAAGCAGAACUGGGAGCCGACACCGCCCGAAAGAUAGUGAUCAUUGAUCAAUUGGAAGCUGGUGUCGCUAUGCUCAAACACGAAUUGAAAAUUGACAUAUGA
Messenger RNA from Exophiala spinifera, 723 nucleotides. RefSeq lists its product as uncharacterized. Lineage: Eukaryota; Fungi; Ascomycota; Eurotiomycetes; Chaetothyriales; Herpotrichiellaceae. The transcript has 2 exons. The record is from RefSeq and is a predicted model, not a curated record. The coding region runs from base 1 to 723 and encodes 240 amino acids.